CCAUUUGCUGUACUGCCAGCAGCAGGGGGGAGCUCCUGGGGAGUCGAGUGAGUCGGAUCGUGAGGUUGGACCUUACAGUCCGGCUCCACGGAUCGCUGGGCGGCAGGACUGUCUUGCACAGGUCACUUUCCACAUCGCUUUCUUUUCCCAGAAUCUUCCCUUUCCUGUCAUUGUUUCUUUUUUUCUGAAAGAGGAAUUGUCUUUGUCUUCAGGGAAUGCCGUUUCUGAUGUACACGGCUUGAUAAAGUGAAAGUGACAGAAUGACGUCACAACAUCGUCGCAGCCUCUAGAAGUUCAUCAAAGAGGAGUCCUGCCGUCACAUUUCUCCUUCACCCCAGGAAAGAAAACAUCGGAGUCGAGUGGCUCUUGGUCAAAGUGUGAGAAUGGGCGACCCGUACCAGGAUAACGCGUACCUGCAAGACAGCAGCUAUUCCACGUACGGAGGUGGGACGCAGGCUGGCUAUGCGUACCAGGAGGACUAUCCACGUCAGGACGAGGACGCUGCCAGCGACGCCACAGAGGGCCGUGAUGACGAGGACCAGAUGUACGAGGGCGAGUACCAGGGCAUCCCGCAUCCGGACGAUGCCAAGGCAGCACAGCGGGCAGCGCGGGCUAAAGGGCCCAGUGACGAAGAAGACACCCUACCUGAGGAGUACGAGAGCAUCAUAGAGGACUGCGGCCACGGCCGAUUUCAGUGGACUCUGUUCGUAGUGGCUGGCCUGGCCCUCAUGGCCGACGGGGUCGAGUGCUUUGCGGUGGGCUUCGUGCUGCCAAGUGCCGAGAAAGACAUGUGCCUUUCCAACGCCAACAAGGGAAUGCUGGGUCUGAUCGUGUAUCUGGGAAUGAUGGUGGGGGCCUUCGUGUGGGGGGGUCUGGCGGAUAAACUGGGCCGCCGCAGGUGCCUGGUCAGCGCACUGAACAUGCACUUCGCCUUCGCCUUCCUCUCCUCCUUCGCCCAGGGAUACGGCUCCUUCCUCUUCCUCAGACUGUUCUCGGGAAUAGGGAUUGGAGGCUCCAUCCCCAUCGUGUUCUCCUACUUCUCAGAGUUCCUCGCCAUGGACAAGAGAGGGGAGCACCUGGGCUGGUUGUGCAUGUUCUGGAUGAUGGGGGGCAUUUAUGCCUCGUUUUUGGCCUGGGGCAUCAUUCCUCACUACGGUUGGGGCUUCAGCAUGGGCACGGAGUUCCAGUAUCACAGCUGGCGGAUCUUCGUGUUGGUGUGCGCCCUGCCCACGUUGCUCUCUCUCACGGGACUGAUGUUUAUGCCAGAGAGUCCACGCUUUCUUCUGGAGAAUGGUAAGCAUGACGAAGCCUGGAUGAUCCUGAAGCGAGUCCAUGACACCAACUGGAGGGCGAAGGGGGAGCCAGAGAGAGUGUUCACUGUGUCCCAGAUAAAGACCGCACGGCAGGAGGGUGAAUUCACCGAGAUCCAGAGCUCUACAGGCUCUGCCUUUCAGCGCUGGACCGUUCGAUCCAAGGGUUUGACCAAAGAGGUUCUGCAAAAUAUUCGGUCCCUCGUGUCUCCUAACCUGAGACACGGCACCUUUUUCAUGGCUAUUAUAUGGUUUACCAUGGCCUUCAGUUACUAUGGGCUGUCGGUGUGGUUCCCAGACAUGAUCAAGCACCUGCAGAAUGAGGAGUAUGAGUCCAAAGUAAAGAUCUUCCAUAAAGAAAGAGUCAAGAACUUUGUCUUCAACUUUUCUCUGGAGAAUCAAAUCCAUAAAGAUGGAGAGUACAUCAGUAAUAACUUCACCAAAAUGGAGAUGACGUCCAUCAAAUUUGAGGAUUCGCUUUUCGAAAACUGUUACUUUGAGGACAUCAAGUCUACUGGGACCUUCUUUAAAAACUGCACCUUCAAAUCCACAGUCUUCUACAACACAGAUUUGUGGAUAGAGAAGUUUAUUGACUGUAAGAUGCAGAAUACCACAUUUGUGCAUUCCAAGAAGGGCUGCCACCUGAAUUUUCAUGAGGAGAAUGACAUCCUGAUCUACCUGGUUAGUUUCCUCGGCAGUUUAGCUGUGCUACCUGGAAACAUUAUCUCAGCCCUCUUCAUGGACAAGGUUGGGAGGAUCAAGAUGAUCGGAGGCUCCAUGCUCAUCUCGGCCGGCUGCACUUUCUUCCUGUUCAUGAGCUUCAGCCAAGCCGCCAUCAUCGCUUGGCAGUGUCUGUUCUGCGGUGUCAGUGUAGCAGCAUGGAAUGGCAUUGAAGUCAUCACUGUGGAGCUGUUCCCGGCUUCAAAAAGAACCACGGCGUUUGGGCUCCUCAACGCCCUCUGCAAGUUGGCUGCCAUCUUGGGCAGCUCCAUCUUUGCCUCGUUCGUGGGUAUCACUAAGGUCAUCCCCAUCUUGUUGUCCUUCGGCGCUCUGGUGGGCGGAGGCUUGCUGGCCCUCAAGUUGCCUGAAACCCGACAGAAGGUCCUCUUGUGAGAAUCUAGGCAGGUCAAAGGUCAAUGCCUGGUGUGGUGUUCCCAAAGGUUUCCAAAGACCACAAGUUGACCAACACAUUAUGGGGCCCUUGCUUCCAUAAUAUCUGUAUGUAUACUACAUCCUUUUGUGAUUCUUCCUCAUUUGUCCUUUAACACCAACCUUCACUUUGGCAAAUUGUCUGGUAAAAUACACAAAAUUAUAAAAGAACAGAAACUAUCCCAGCGCCAUAAAAACAGAUUCAUUGCUUAAUGCUUGGGUUGCAUUAAGUGCUCGGUCCAGCUAAGAAGGUGUUAUGGAAGCUCAGUCUUAAGGUACAAUAUAUUCUCAGCACUUCGUCUUAUGCUUGUCCAAGGUGCCAUCUCAAAGCCAAAGACAAUUAGGUACCAAUGUUUACUUCCAUUUAACGGAAGCAAUUUCUUUUAAAAACAAGAAGUCUUCAAUUCUACAGUUUAUGACCUCCAUCUUUGGAUAAAAAAUACUCUUUUAUCCGAUGGCUUGGGGUAGCCUAGCACUGCAAAUCUACUUAAUAUACUGACAGUGAAAUGGUAACACAAUAGAAUAAUAGAAUAGGGUUGUACACUUGACUUUCCCCAUUAAAUUGACACUGGAAAAAUAUAUAGAAUAUCUACUGUCGCAUGAGCUAAUGUGGUAAAUAAGUGGGAUUGCAAAUCUUUACUCAGUCAGGUUCUCUCAUCACUCAUCUUGUCCCUCCAUCUAUGGGUCAGCUGGAUUAUCAGCAAAACUCAUUGUCAUUUUUCAGGGCAAUCACUGGCGAAUUCCUGUAGAGAAUGUCUGAAUCUCAUCGUCCUAUACUGUCCAGAUACCACUGGUCUUUGUAGUGUGUGGUGUAGCCUGGUAGGUAAUGAAGUGUGUGCAGCCUCCCUCUGAAAUGUGAAUGCUUAGGUUCUCAUCUAGAUAUUCUCUAGAGACAUCAAUGAUGCAUCUAGAUAUUGAGAUGUAAAUAUAGAGAAGUAGGGUAAGGCUGACUUGUGUAUAUGACUACAACUUGAAGUAUCCAUUGUAUUAGAAAUUGAGUGUCACCAGUAUUUAAAGUAUCAAACAAAGUAUUUGAUAAGCAUGUGUGUCAUUUAUGUAUUAUAUUUGUAUAUCCUGUUAUAUGUAAUUAAAUAAAAACGAUCAGUAUUA
Molecule: messenger RNA, 3569 nt
Organism: Brienomyrus brachyistius
Lineage: Eukaryota; Metazoa; Chordata; Actinopteri; Osteoglossiformes; Mormyridae
Product: synaptic vesicle glycoprotein 2B-like
Exons: 14
Coding region: 384-2423 (679 amino acids)
Biological process (GO): transmembrane transport; chemical synaptic transmission
Cellular component (GO): membrane
Molecular function (GO): transmembrane transporter activity
Source: RefSeq, a predicted model, not a curated record